GUAAUACAUCAACGUAGGCUGAUCUUUGUGUUUCUAAAUCGUGUAGUCACUCUGGGAAACGAGCAGUCAUCCUGAAUAGCAAAGAAGUGUUUUUUCCAAGUUUUUUUAUUUAGACGUAUACAACAACAGCGUCAAAAUGUCUAUUAUGUCCUACAAUGGAGGGGCCGUCAUGGCCAUGCGAGGGAAGAACUGUGUGGCGAUAGCAGCAGACCGAAGAUUUGGCAUUCAGGCUCAGAUGGUCACCACAGAUUUCCAGAAGAUCUUUCCUAUGGGAGAGAGGCUCUACAUCGGCCUGGCUGGACUUGCCACUGAUGUUCAGACAGUAGCCCAGAGACUUAAAUUCAGACUGAAUCUGUACGAGCUGAAGGAGGGUCGUCAGAUCAAGCCCAAAACCUUUAUGAGCAUGGUGUCCAACCUUCUGUAUGAAAGAAGGUUUGGACCAUACUACAUCGAGCCUGUGAUCGCAGGACUAGAUCCCAAAACCUUUGAGCCCUUCAUCUGUUCCUUGGAUUUGAUUGGCUGCCCCAUGGUCACAGAAGACUUUGUAGUUAGCGGUACCUGCUCAGAGCAGAUGUACGGCAUGUGUGAAUCUUUGUGGGAGCCAGACAUGGAACCCGAGGACCUGUUUGAGACCAUCUCCCAGGCAAUGCUGAAUGCAGUUGAUAGAGAUGCAGUGUCUGGUAUGGGAGUGGUCGUACACGUCAUUGAGAAAGACAAGAUCACCACACGAACACUGAAGGCCAGGAUGGAUUAGAGCUCUUUCUUCCCGCACUUCACCAACACAACUAUUUUGUAUAAAAUAUUAAACAAUUACAUGUUCUGUCUUUUUCUUAUUCAAUAAAUCAGUACAGGUUAUAAACUUGA
Cheilinus undulatus (humphead wrasse) is the source of this 864-nucleotide messenger RNA. It is a transcript of the gene psmb3, whose product is annotated as proteasome 20S subunit beta 3. Gene Ontology annotation, cellular component: proteasome core complex; proteasome core complex, beta-subunit complex. Lineage: Eukaryota; Metazoa; Chordata; Actinopteri; Labriformes; Labridae. The record is from RefSeq and is a predicted model, not a curated record. Bases 137 to 754 code for a protein of 205 amino acids. Gene Ontology annotation, biological process: proteasome-mediated ubiquitin-dependent protein catabolic process. The transcript is spliced from 6 exons.